GUGGCAUCAUAACCUAAAAGCCUCAGAUAAGGAUACCUAUCUGGAAGGGAAAAUGAAUGACACAUGCUCAAGAAUGAAUGAGAUCUUGGAUACCUACUACCUCACAACGUUUUACGCCAUUGAGUUCUUCUUGGGGUUGACAGGGAAUCUCAUUGUGAUAAGUGGCUACGUAUUCUGCCUGAAGGAAUGGAAAUGCAGUAACAUUUACCUCUUUAAUCUUGCCAUUUCGGAUUUGGUCUUUAUCUGUACCCUUCCAAUGUUUGUGGCCUAUUAUGCUAAUGGAAAAAUAUGGAUAUUUGGUGAUUUCCUUUGCAAGCUAAAUAGAUACAUUCUCUACACCAACAUGUACGUAAGCAUGCUGUUCCUUGCCUGCAUCAGCAUUGAUCGAUAUUUGCUGGUGAGCAACCCAAUGAGGAUCCAUAUCUUUCAGAAGAAAAAGGUUGCUGUUAGCAUCUGUGUCUGUUUGUGGAUUUUUGUCACCUUGGAAGUGCUCCCCACAUUAACGUUCAUCGGUGCAACAGCCCAUGACAAUAAUACUGUCAUUAAGUGUGUUGACUAUGCAAGUGCUGGGAGUGCUGUCCACAAUCUGAUAUACAACGUGUGCCUCACUGUUGUCGGAUUCGUGCUCCCAAUGUCCAUUAUGGGAGUCUUCUGCAUCAAAACUGCACACAUGUUAAAGAAACUGAAUAAUUACCAACCUCGAGGUGUCACUCUUGAAAAGCCCCUCACGUUAGUUAUAUUGGCAAUUGUAAUGUUUUCUGUGUUCUUCACUCCUUAUCAUGUCAUGCGGAAUAUCCGCAUGGUGUCUAGAUUGGAAGAUGUUAGUCUUUCACAUUGCACUGUUGAGAUCAUAAAGGCUGCGUACACUAUCUCAAGGCCUAUUGCUUUCCUAAGCAUUAUCACGAACUCUGUUUUCUACUUCCUUUCUGGAGAUAAAUUCAGGGAAAUAGUUAUGAACAACAUUAGGAAUGCACUGCCAUUCCUUGGUGCAUUGGCCCAUCCGAUCAAGGUUCUGUUGUGCUCUGAGAUAAUCUUCUUCAUUAUCUACAAUACCGUCUAUUUUGAUGUCAUCAGCAAAGGCCUGCAACAGAAACCUGAGCACAAGACACAGGGAGACACCAACAUAACACUGUUCGAGGUGCAGCCAUUUGAAGGAGAUAUUGAACUCAGGAAACCCCUGCCUUCUCAGAUUUGUAUCUCGGACCUUCCUCUUAAGACGGCACCAUGUGUUGGUGACAUGCUCAGGGACAUAGUCCAGGAAGAGAUUUUGCAGUGGUACUCUAAAAUGUGA
Molecule: messenger RNA, 1291 nt
Organism: Stegostoma tigrinum
Lineage: Eukaryota; Metazoa; Chordata; Chondrichthyes; Orectolobiformes; Stegostomatidae
Product: succinate receptor 1-like
Exons: 6
Coding region: 53-1291 (412 amino acids)
Biological process (GO): G protein-coupled receptor signaling pathway
Cellular component (GO): plasma membrane
Molecular function (GO): G protein-coupled receptor activity
Source: RefSeq, a predicted model, not a curated record